Cicer arietinum (chickpea) is the source of this 559-nucleotide messenger RNA. The record is from RefSeq and is a predicted model, not a curated record. NCBI's taxonomy places the organism in Eukaryota, Viridiplantae, Streptophyta, Magnoliopsida, Fabales, Fabaceae.
UUUGACCUUAUUUCAUUGACUCAUAAAGUUAUAAAUACACCACUACAACUUUCACAUGACAAACCAAACAAAAUAAACUUGCAAAAAAUUGCUUAAUGGCGAACCAAAUACCAAAAUGUUUCUGUUUCCUUGCAGUCUUGGUUUUAGUUGCUACGGUGCAAUUAAUAGAAGUAGAAGGUAGUUGCACAAAAAUUGUUGGACGAUGUUCUGCAGGAGAUUGUGCGACGCAUUGUAAUACCUAUGCAAAUGGUGCUCGUGUGUUAGGAACUUCAUGUUCUUACCACAACUUAUGCACUUGUACUUUUGAUCGUCCUCCACCAGGAUCACAACAACCUGCUUGCGACAUUGGGAUGGGAGAAUGCACUCGUGAUUGUUAUAACGAUUGUUGCAAUCAAAGGUGUAAAAACGUAUAUAAGAAAACGGGUGCUGGAAGUUGUCUUGAUAUCUUUGAUAUGGAACUUUGCGUUUGUACCUAUCAACGUUGAGCUUUAUCUUUUUUUAAAUAAAUAUAAUAAAUAAAUUUAUUAUUAAUAAAUUUUUAUUUUCCUUUUAGCUUUUA